Molecule: messenger RNA, 4693 nt
Organism: Maniola jurtina (meadow brown)
Lineage: Eukaryota; Metazoa; Arthropoda; Insecta; Lepidoptera; Nymphalidae
Product: toll-like receptor 8
Exons: 5
Coding region: 271-4398 (1375 amino acids)
Molecular function (GO): protein binding
Source: RefSeq, a predicted model, not a curated record
AGUAAGCUGCGGGAGUAGGGACGCGACGGACGCUCCAGAUUGUUCCCGAAGUGUUUGGGAACUACGAUAGCUUACCGAUAGCGCUUCGUUUGAAUACGAGUGUGUUUAUUGACGAUUGAACGUUCUCCUUUUGGAUUUUCUCCCGAAAGUUUCCUGUGUUGCCAGUGUCAUUAUGGAAUUCGAUUUAACAAUUGGUAUAUUGCUCGAACCGGUCCAAGACAGCACAAAGUUAACUUUCUUGAUUGGAAAAUGUUACUAAGAUGACGUUCAAUGAACAUGGGCAUGAAUUUUUUCUCAAGCAUUGUGAAAUGUGGCAUACGCGUCCUUUUUAUAAUCAUCCAUAUUCCGAUACUGCACGGAGAAGAACAAUCUCAAUGCCCGAGCCUCACAGAAAAUCCUAUUUGUCCAUGUUAUCAUUUUAAAGAAGGUUUAUUUUUGGAAUGUCCUAGUGCCACACCUGAUGUUGUAAAAAAUGUGCUCACGAAGAUAAAGGGGACAAUUCAUUCUUUAUCGAUAUAUGAUUUAGACCAAUCAACAACAGAAUUGAAGUUCGAUUUUAUUCCUUCGCAUGUGAAAAUAAUCAAUUUACAAAUAACGCAAUCUGGUAUAAACAAAGUGAGCCCCAAGGCAUUUACAACGGUUCGCGAUUCACUAAGAUCAAUAAGCAUAAUUGCCAGUAAAUUAAACAGGAUACCACAUGAAGCUUUAUAUGAACUAUUCAAUAUUGAAUCACUCGACUUCCAACUCAAUGACAUCAAAGAUAUCGAAGCCAAUGCUUUUAAGGACCUAAAACUGAAAAAAGCUAAUUUAAGAGGAAAUAAGAUUGCAAAUAUAUCUGAACAUGCAUUUAACAAUCUAGAUGGGACACUGGUCGAGCUAGAUUUGACGGAAAAUUUUCUUGAAACUUUUCCUUUACAACCACUACAAAAUCUUUAUAAGCUUACAAAUCUUAAAUUGGCCUGGAAUAAGAUUAGUUCAAUACCCUAUUAUGUAAAUGAGACUAUACCAAAUUUAUCAAGCUUGGACUUGAGUUCAAAUGUCUUUACCAAAAUAGAUAAUAACUGGUUUAGGAGCAUGCCUAAUAUAAAAACAUUGAUAUUUUUUAGUAACGAAAUCCAGUAUAUUGCUGAAGAAGCAUUUUAUUCUUUAGAAAAUAUAGAAAUUUUAGAUUUGAGUAAAAAUAAAAUUGUGAAUAUAGAUAAAAAUACAUUUCAAAGAAAUGUUAAUAUUAGAUCGAUAGACCUAAGUCAUAACCAUUUACAUCAUAUAAAUGGAAUAUUUGCCAAUCUAAAGCAUCUUUCCGAGAUAUUUUUAUUAGAUAAUAACAUUCUUGAAAUUCCAGAUGAUGCAUUUUAUAAUACAAUUGGAUUAAAUGUUCUUAAUAUAGAACAAAAUGCCAUAAAAUUACUACGUCCAAGCAGUUUUGAUUCUUUACACAAUCUGACGCAACUUCAUAUGGGAACAAAUUUUUUGGAAAAACUUCCAAGUAAUAUUUUUCAAUUCAACCAGAAGCUUGAAAUAUUAAGUUUAGAUAAUAAUAAAAUAAAAGAAUUAGAUGAUUUAGUAUUUAAUAAGUUAGCGGCAUUAAGAGAAAUAAGAUUACAGAGUAAUAAAUUAACAUAUAUAAAAAGAAACGUAUUUAACCCACUGCCAGAACUUUUAGAAUUACAUUUACAAAAUAAUGCUAUACAAAAUAUUGAUUCUCAUGCUUUCAUAACACUUAGAAACCUUCAACAUAUUAAUUUACAGGAUAAUAGAUUAAAUACAAUAGGUGAUAUAUUUCCAAAUAGAAAUUCGUCAUUAGUUUCCAUGCAAUUAAGCUCAAAUAAUUUAUCGCUGUUAAAAAACAGCUCUCUUAGGGGGCAAAUAAAUGUACAGAUAAUGUGGCUAACACAAAAUAAUAUCAAAAUUCUAACCCCCAAUUUAUUUAGUGAUUUGAUAAAUAUACAGAGACUGUAUUUAAAAAAUAAUAGUAUAAUUCAUAUAGAAAACCGUACAUUUGAACAGCUUAAAAAAAUAAAAUUUUUAGAUUUAAGCAACAAUAAAUUAAGUGAGAUACACAAUGAAACAUUUUAUAAGCUCAUCACAUUGGAAGAGCUAUUAUUAAAAUUUAAUAAUAUAAAAACUGUAGCUAAAGAGUCAUUCCAAUAUUUAAUUAAAUUAAAAAUUCUUGAUUUAUCGGAAAACGAGAUCGUUAAAUUUGAUUUUAAUAUCUCAACACUACCAAUUAAGCAUAUACGCUUAAAUAAAAAUCUUAUUACAACGAUUAAAGCAGAUUCCUUACGAACUUUACCUAAUUUAAAUGACUUGGAAUUAAAAAUGAAUUAUUUAACAUGGGAAGAUAUCAUUCAAGUAUAUAUUCCUGGUUUAAAAUCCCUUGUGUUGUCGAAAAAUAAUUUUACACAUCUAGAUAAUAAAACGUUUUCUCAUUUACUUUCUCUACAAUCUCUUACAUUGGAAAUGUCAAACAUAUCGCAUUUACCUCCAUCAACGUUUAUUAAAAAUCAAAACUUACUUAGAGUCAAUCUUGCUCAUAAUAAUCUCAAAGACUUGCACAAGGAUGUAUUUGCUUAUACCACAAUUUUGCAAGAACUUAAUUUGAAAGGUAACUGGUUUACAGAUUUUCCACAUGUUGCCUUAUUUAAUAUCACUUCUCUUGAAAUCUUGAAUUUAUGUAACAAUCAGUUGCAAAGUUUAGAUUUUUUUAAAUUUGUGGGGUUGCAUAAUUUAAGAUCAUUAAAUUUAUGCCAUAAUCGCAUUUCUAUUUUAAAUGGCUUUACAUCUCCAUCGUUAAAAAAUUUGGUAACAUUAAAUUUGAGCAACAAUAUGAUAACCAUCCUUCCACCAAAUUUUCUUCAAUAUUCGGUAGGUUUAAAAGAGAUAGAUUUAUCGGAAAACUUAUUCAAAUACAUUCCUAGUAGCAGUCUAUCAGAGUCGCUCUUUCCUGCACUAACUACUUUAAAUGUAUCAUUUAACUCCAUAGAACAAUUACUUCAGACAUAUCCAAAUAAGCAGUUCCCAUUGUUAGAAGAGUUAAUUGUCACUAAUACAAAUUUGACAAUCAUAACUAGUAAGGACUUCGAAAAUUUUUCAUCUUUAAAAAAACUAAUAUUGUCACAUAAUUUGAUCACUAGACUAUCACCAGGUCCUUUUUUAAAACUACAUAGCCUUGAGUUAUUGGAUUUAAGUCACAAUCAAUUAGAAAACAUUCCAAGAGAAAGACUUCAAGGCUUAUAUACAGUACGUUUGGUCAAUAUUUCAAGAAACAUAAUUAGGGAUCUGGAAGAAUUUACGUCAGAUUUACAGAGCUUGCAAAUUCUGGAUCUAUCUUCUAAUCAUAUUACAAGGAUAACGAAAGACGUGUUUAGAAACCUCUAUAGCCUGACAGAACUAUACUUGAACGAUAAUUGGCUAUCAGUAAUAACAACAGGCGUGUUUGCUAAACUAAAAAAAAUUAAACACAUUGACUUGAGUCGAAAUUAUUUUGAAGUAAUACAGCUAAAAAUGCUCAUUGCUCUUGAAACUCAAAUCAAAACAAUCUUUUAUAACGAAAAUCCUCUAACUUGCAAUUGCGAAUCUCAGGAACUCUGGAAAUGGAUGCAAGAUCACCAUAAAAUUAUUUUAAAAGGAAGUAGUAACUUGCGUUGUGAAUAUCCGGAAGAACUGCAUGGAGUGAAUUUUUUGGAAGUAAAGUCUCAAAAGCUUUGCGAUGUACCAGUCGUAAUUCGAAUUGCCAUACAGGACAUUCAGACUUAUUCGGUUUUAGUUUCUUGGCAAAGCCGCAAUCAAACUGGUUUAAAUGGAUACCAAGUUGCUUAUUUUAGGGAACAGAUGCCAACGAUUGUUCGAGGAAAGUUUUUGAAUUCGACAGCAAGAACCACAAGAUUAAACCAUUUGACACCGGGAGCUAGAUAUACAAUUUGCGUCAUUGCCGUCGGUGAUUUUGACAGCACUCCAGGAUCUACAACACCUAAUGCCAGAAUAGCGCUAUCAGCAGGAAAUUCAGGAGUUAGCUUAUAUGGAGAUGAACAAAUAUUUAAUAAUCUGCGAUCUCAAAUGAAUGACUCUCAUACAAGUAAAUGUACAACUGUAAGUACAAUAGACAUGUUUAGUGCAGCGUUAGACAGUCCAUUUUCCAAUACUUAUAUGGGAAUUGCUGAAGCUUUGACAAGAAGACUAAGCUUGAUUGUGGGGUGUUGUAUAGGGCUUAUAGUUUUUAUUGUAUUAGUAUCGGCACUGGGAUAUAUGCAAACAAAAAAACGACCAGUAUUGCCGAAGAAUGACGUUCAAGAGCCGCCUCAGUAUAUAUCGUAUGACAAUUUUACAGCACCGGACGUUGAUAACCAGUCAACUGAUUUGGAUAUAAAUACUAUUUCUAAUAAAACCACACCUCCAUAAUUAUGAAGCCGAUAAAUAGAUUGAAUUUGAAAUAUAAUAUGAAAACAAUUCCUAAAUAUACAAGCUAUAAAUACCAACUCAAUUUGGGUAUAGUUAAAAGUCUUUAAAACUAAAUAUAACAACAUUGACAUUGAUCUUACCUUGUUUUAACUUGAUUUAAUUAGAAAAUGUGGCAACUUUUAAAAUUUAUGUAUUCAUGUAAAAAGUUCACAUGGGUAUUUAGGUUUUAAAGAUAAUUUUAAUAGGCUAAAUUUUGAUUGUUGUUUAUUGAUAAAAUGAAUUGUUAUAUUAAAAA